Molecule: messenger RNA, 1077 nt
Organism: Apaloderma vittatum (bar-tailed trogon)
Lineage: Eukaryota; Metazoa; Chordata; Aves; Trogoniformes; Trogonidae
Product: ankyrin repeat domain-containing protein 40-like
Exons: 4
Molecular function (GO): protein binding
Source: RefSeq, a predicted model, not a curated record
GACUUGUUUGCACUGGGCGUGCAAACGGAACCAUGCUCCGGUGGUGGCUCACCUGCUGCACGCCGGUGCCGACAAGGAGAUCCUCACCAAGAAAGGAGAAAGACCGGCCCAGUUAACAUCAAAAACAGAGAUAAGGAAGAUGUUGGGAGUGGAAGAUGGCGAACUCCCGGACUUAAAGAAAGAUUCAGAUCUGCCAAUCAUCCCCAAUUACCUGGCCAACCCACCUUUCCCGUACGUUUAUAACACCAUGAGUGACAGUAUCCCAGACCCCUCCGUGAACGGGAGUAUCUCACAUUUAGACCUGCAAGACCCCGACUCUUCUUCCUUACCUGACGUGGAGACUUGCGCCCGGGCGCCGUUCCAGCUCAGGAGCGCCGCUCUCGAGACGGUGGCUGGUCCCGGAGGCCCAUCCCUGCCCCGGGGAUGCUCGGUGCCGCCGCACGCACAACCCCUCCUUCCGAGGGCUCCGCUUUACCAGGGCUCGGUGUCUUGGAGCAGAAGCUCCCCUUCACCAGCUGGAUCAAAUCAGUCCGUGCCUCAGCAGGAGAACGGCUCCUGCCCAGGGCCGGUGCCAGCAUUCCAGCCGGUUUUCUUCACAGGAGCUUUUCCACUUAAUAUGCAAGAACUGGUGCUUAAAGUUAGAAUACAAAACCCGAAUCUUAGAGAAAAUGACUUCAUUGAAAUUGAACUGGAUAGACAAGAACUGACCUACAAGGAACUGCUCCGAGUGAGUUGCCGUGAGCUGGGUGUUAAUCCUGAGCACGUACAGAAGAUCAGAAAAUUACCAAAUACAAUGUUAAGAAAGGACAAAGAUGUUGCAAGACUACAGGAUUUCCAAGAACUGGAGCUUGUUCUAACAGUAAGCGACAAAAACUUGCUUUUCAGAGUCCCAACACUUUCUGAACAGAGUGGUUAUAACAAGAAGGCAUCAGAACUUACAUAUUAAUUGUUUAAAGAAUAAAGCAAAAGAUUUGUAUCUCUCAUUUAAAAAUUAAGUUUGAAAUAGAGUAUCUAUAAGGGCUAACGAUAUGAAAAAGUCUAUUUUGUUAACUUGAAAUAAACUAAAGUCAUUAUGCA